Messenger RNA from Bombus huntii, 4614 nucleotides. Its product is annotated as serine/threonine-protein kinase ICK. Bases 706 to 2439 code for a protein of 577 amino acids. Gene Ontology annotation, biological process: intraciliary transport; cilium assembly; intracellular signal transduction. The record is from RefSeq and is a predicted model, not a curated record. The transcript has 10 exons. NCBI's taxonomy places the organism in Eukaryota, Metazoa, Arthropoda, Insecta, Hymenoptera, Apidae. Gene Ontology annotation, cellular component: cytoplasm; nucleus; cilium. Gene Ontology annotation, molecular function: protein serine/threonine kinase activity; ATP binding.
UUACUUAUAUUUUUGUAUUUUAGCCAUAUAUAUCUCUUAUAAGGUAUUUUUUACAUCAUAUCAUUUUCAGUUUAUAAAUGUUUUUAUUCGUUACUUAUUUAUUUGUACUUAUGAACCAGCAAUAGUCGGUAACAUCUCAACCUUAAAUCAAAUAUUAAGUCUCAAAAUUGUUCAUUGUAUAUUUAUUUAAUAUUCAUUUAAUUUUAUAAGCAACCGUUUUAAAUACUAAUUGCACGAUUCUUAUGUCGAAUUUCUUCGAUUACCCUAUUUCUUUAGACUUUUAUAAAUACUGGUUGACUUUUUGCAAAUGGUACUGCUUUCGCUAUCUACCAUCUUCUUUUCUCCAAUAAUAUUUCUGCUUAUAAUCGAAUUAUUUACGACAGAUGUAAAAUUCGAUGUUUGUUUUAUUUUCAUCAAUGAAAAAGAAUGCGAUCAGCCAACGAAUUAUCACAAUAGGGGUUAAAACAACCACCAAUGGUACAAGUUUCAGUUAGUACUUGUAACCAUGACUACACACGGUGAAGCAUGGCCGCUCGAUUAACAGUUUGCGAAGGAACAUUGCGCAGAAAGGUAAUCACGUACGUGGAAUGUUGGUGAGCCAGAUGGUUUUCGUCAAAUUAAUAUGAUGCAUCCAGAGUACUUUGAGACGAACAAUCAGUCCGCAAGCUGAAGAAAUGUUGUAAACCUUCGACGAUUCGAACAUCGAUGAAAAUGAAUCGAUACAUAACAUUAAACCAAUUAGGAGAUGGAACAUUCGGUUCCGUUGUUCUCGGGGAACGCAUCGAUACCGGGGAAAAGGUUGCCAUAAAAAGAAUGAAGAGGAAAUAUUAUUCGUGGGAAGAGGCGAUGAAUUUGCGCGAAGUUAAAUCCUUGAAAAAACUUAGUCACGCGAAUGUAGUCAAAUUGAAGGAAGUAAUUCGUGAAAAUGACGUGUUGUAUUUCGUCUUCGAGUAUAUGAAGGAGAAUCUUUACCAAUUAAUGAAGGACAGGGACAAACUUUUCCCUGAGCCGGUAAUCAAGAACAUAGUGUAUCAGGUGCUUCAAGGACUGGCGUUCAUGCAUAAACAUGGCUUUUUCCACCGCGACAUGAAACCUGAAAAUUUAUUAUGUAUGGGGCCAGAACUGGUGAAGAUUGCUGAUUUCGGCCUGGCCAGGGAAAUACGUUCAAGGCCGCCUUACACGGAUUACGUAUCCACCAGAUGGUACAGAGCACCGGAAGUGCUGCUCCAUUCCACGACUUACAACAGCCCGAUCGACAUUUGGGCGGUGGGUUGCAUCAUGGCCGAACUAUACACGUUUCGGCCACUUUUCCCCGGGAAAAGCGAAAUCGACGAAAUCUUUAAAAUAUGUUCCGUCAUUGGCACGCCGGAGAAGGAUGAUUGGCCAGACGGAUAUCAACUGGCUGCCGCUAUGAAUUUCAAGUUUCCAAACUUUUCUCGCACGUCGUUAACCGUUUUAAUACCAAAUGCUAGCCAAGAAGCAGUAAUACUUAUGGAAGAUAUGUUACAGUGGAAUCCUAUUAAAAGGCCUACAGCACAGCAAUCCCUAAGGUAUCCCUAUUUUCAAACGAACAUCCCGCGUAUGAUUAAUAGUACAAAGAUCGGUGUCACAUCUCAACGAGAUCUCGUUUUGAACAAAGUGAAUUUUCCACCCCCUGUUCCUAAACCGUACAAUUACGCCCAGCAAGAAGUACUCAGGACUUCGAUGGAAUCCAGAGCACAAGAGAAAAUGAUGCAGCAGCAGCAACAGCAAACGAUACUACCUUUGUUGAACCAUAAUAGUUACAUGCGCGAAAGCAAUCCCCAAAAAUUGGACGAGGACGAGUUUGCCGAGCUCUUGGGUAGCAAGAUCAUUCCUGAGAACGUGAACGCAAAGCUAGUCCCAGAACGACUAUACAAAGAGAACCGUGCCAAUUGGAAUGCCAAUUAUUUGCCAGAGAACACGCAGCAGAGCAACGGGAACUGGGUGCUGCCAGCUUGGAACGAGCCAUCGACCAUCAAUUGGAAUCAGUUGCAGCCAUCAAACGUGAAGAAUGGUCGAAAAGCAUCGGGGAAGCAACAUUACAUCGCUGUGGCUCGAUACGUCGCUGGUCCAAGUGCGAGUUUAGCGUCCAGAAACGGUGACUCCGACCCGAACAGGCCUAGAUUAAUACGGAACCUGGUUGGUCAACCGAUGGAAAAGUACGAAGAAUUCACCGAUUCCUUCUGGGUACCUAAGAACUCUGUCGAGAAUCAGACGAGACAAUAUUAUAUUCCACGAAAUCGAUACCUCACCGAUCAAACUUUAAGGUUGCCUUAUCCCAGCGUUUAUGGUACACAGAAUAUCAAAAAUACAAACAAAGGAACACAUCAACCAAUCGCAUACGGAACUGUGCUGAACACAAAAGGCAGCGGAAGUCUUCAUGGUCGAACAGACUGGGCUGCUAAGUAUCUCAAAUGACUGUUUGAAAACUAUGCGUACAUUUAACUUAGCGUAUUCAAUUUAUUUAACUGUGAUAGAAUGGCGUUUACCAUUUCAUUCCACUGUAAAGGAAACAUAAAGGUUUGACGGUCUUUAAGGGCAUAAUCACUUUGCUGAUUAAUCAUUUUUUAAGCCGCUAUAGUGAUUAUACUCUUAAACCGGUUUGGUUAAUAUCUAAUGAACCGGCCUUAGCUUAUUGUAAUAGGUAGGGAAAAUCUGAAAAAAAAGAGAUUUGUAUCACUUAAAUUUGUUAACAAAUAUUAUUGCGAAUUAUUACCAAUUAAGUGACAGUAUUUUGAUAAUACGUAUAGCAUUCAGUACAUUAAUUUGUCCCCUUCUUUUUUUAGUAAAGGAAAGAAAAAAAGCGAGAUCAAUUAAUUGAUGUAAGGGAAACUAAUAUAGGAGACAGUAUCGAUUAAUGAUAGUGAUCAAGAGUGUAAUGUUUGAUUCGUAAAGAGUAUUAUACUUGGAUAAGAUAUAUUAAAGAAUAUAAUAUAUAUAUAUAUAUAUACAUAUUUAUUAUUUGUACAUGUUAUUAAUUACGAUGUGGAGUAACUUCUAAUACGUAGAAGACUAAUGUAAAAAUUGAUCACACCUGCCCUUCUUUGUAUACGUACUCUUUUAACGAGUAUAUAUAUAUAUUAAAGGCUGUACAGAAUAUUACUCCAUGUCGUAUCUGACAUACGGAUAGUUACAUUUUAAUGAAAAAUAUGAUUAUCAAACAAAAGGACUCUCCGUAUUUUCUACACACAAUCGUUUAAGAAGCAUUCUUAUACUGUACACUCAUAAUCAUACCUCAUCACUCAUUUCAUAAUUCUAUUACGAUUUUUUUUAGUAAUCCUCGUAUAAAUUCCCCUAAUUACGUUCGACCUUUGGAGUAUCUUUCUCCCACGUGCAUUUUUUUUUCUUUUCAUCUCUUUUCUCUGACAUAGGUUUUAGCAGAUAUAUCAUGGAACUUAUAUUGCAAGUUUACGAUACUAAUGAAAGGGCAAUAAAAAAUAUACCGUAGUCGCCUAACGAACCACUAAAAUAUCUUUUCUCGCCUACGAUGCGAUUGUAAAACUGGAAUUCAUCUCAUAAAAAAAUAUCUCAGAAAGGAACGUGCCGUGUUUUCGUUUUUUCCCUGUACUGAAGAUCCCCCAACACUUUUCUCAAAUUUUCCUAUUCGAUAAAUUUUCAAAACCCCAUUCCAUAUCUCGAUAUGUUGAGAGUAAAGAUAUACACAUGACAUGUAUGUAACGACUUGUCGGUUUUCCGCGAAUCUUAACAAUCUUACUCCACACUGAGUCUGAAAAAGGUGUCGACGUUUUGUGCAUCCGGAUUACGAUCGGAUAAAACAAACCAUCGUACAAGAGAAAUUGUGAUAGAAUCGAUGAUACGAAUCGAAGAUUGAUAUGAUUAAUUUGCAUUACCUCGAAUUUGCGUGUGUAUGGGUAUGUAUAGACAAUUCUUACGUGUGCAUGUUUUACGUGUAAUCCCGGGUUCAUGUGUGUGUUGUAUGUUGUGUGUUUGUGUGUGUGUGUGUGUGUGUGUGUGUAUGUAUGUAUGCUUCAUCUCUAAACGAUUUCUAGAUAUAUCUUGAAUAUAUGAAAUACAACUGUAAGCUGUUUGGAUGGGUGGUACAUUUGGUGAAUAUUACGCAUAUACAUUUAUCUAUUAAGAUGUAAUCUUUUAUACUUUGAAGUGUAAUCCAUCGUUGGAACGUUCGUAAAAAUGCUUCCGAGCUUUAAAUUGUCGGUUAAGUCCAUUUAAUUCACGAGCUUGGAUGAGCUUCAUUAUGUGAUUUAAUAUAAAACAAACGUUAAGAAAGAAAUAGUGAAAAGAAUUCUGGUAAAGAAUCUACCCUUUCUUCUCUUUUUUAAUUAUACGUUUAACUUCUAUAUGAGAACGCGUGAAAAUAUGAUCUUUUGCAGAGUGUACCUAUCCAGUGUGUAAAGUUUCAUUCAGUGGCUACAAAGAUUGAGAAUAUUUGAUUAUAAACCUUUCCAGGCAACAAUAUGGAUAUGUUUCUGGGCGUAUUAACUUAGGUAAAAAACUACGCGCUCGAAAAAAACACAUGCUUUUCCUCUUUUCUUCUUUUUUCAUCGUUUUCUUCGUUUCAUACGGAAGUAUGUUGUAAGUAUAUAUAUCUUACAUUUAUAAUUAUUAACUAUU